UGCUAUUUUGAAAAAAAAUUCAACUAUUCUCUAUCCCUCAUUUGUGUUUGUUUCUAAAAGAAAAUGAAAGAAGUGUCGUUAAUGUGACUGGUUUAGAAAACUGGGCUGGCUAUACCAAUAGGCCCAAUUAAAAAGCCCAAUGCAGAAUACAUAUCAUAUACCAAGUCCAAAGCGCCAGAUUAUCCCAAAAAAAAAAAAAAAAAAUUUGUGGCGCUUGAGCGGUAUAAGGACGGCGGUGAUCGGCUGCGAACGACAGCACCUUAGAGCCCUUGGUGAAAUUGCUGAUCAAUUGGGAAAGAGAGGCUGGAAUUUCAAAGUGGACCCGUGCACUAGUAAUGACCAAAGCUGGACAACAGCACAAGUCAAUUCAAAUCAGCCGUUCUACUACAACAAUACUCUCAUCUGCGAUUGCAACCUUACUAACGAUGGUGUAUGCCACGUUGUUCAAAUAUUUCUUAGAGCGCAGGGUCUUGCUGGUUUUCUUCCACCAGCUCUUGCAAAACUACACCACCUGAAGAUUAUUGAUCUCAAUGCUAACUACCUCAGUGGUAAUAUACCACAAGAAUGGGCUUCUAUGCAGUUGGAAUAUCUGUCCAUCUCCACGAACAACUUAUCAGGACCAAUUCCAACCUACUUGGGAAACAUUACCACUCUUAAAAUAAUGAGCAUAGAGAGCAAUCAGUUUUCUGGAAUUGUCCCCCCUGAGCUUGGAAAUUUGGUUAACUUGGAGUACCUCAUUCUUAGUGCUAACAAUCUCACAGGAGAGUUGCCAGACACUCUCACUAAUCUAAACAAAUUAACAGAAUUUAGAAUUAGUAGUAACAACUUCACUGGAAGGAUACCUGACAUUUUUCAAACUUGGAAACAACUUCAGAAAUUAGAGAUCCAAGCUAGUGGUCUUGAGGGGCCCAUUCCUCCUAGCAUUUCUGCCUUGAGUAAUUUAAAUGAGUUACGAAUUAGUGAUUUAUUUGGAGAAGGUUCAAAAUUUCCGUCCUUGCAUGGCAUGACAAACAUGAGCAGAUUGUUGUUGAGGAGCUGUAAUAUCUAUGGACCAAUCCCUCCUAAUAUUUCAGAUUUGAAACAACUUCAGAUUUUAGAUCUCAGCUUCAACAAAUUGGAGGGUAAUGUUCCAGAUUUAGGUGGUCUACAAAGGUUGGAUUACACGUUUUUGACAAGCAACUUGCUCACUGGGAAUAUUCCAGAGUGGACCAAGAAUAGUACCAGCAAUAUAGACAUUUCUUACAAUAAUUUUUCAAAGAGUUCUGCUCCUGCAUCACUUUGCCGAGAUGGACUAAAUUUGUUCAAAAGCUCUUCUGGUAGAGACAACUUAGAACUUCUUGAGUGCUUGGAUGAAUCUCCAUGUUCACAAGAUUUGUAUUCAUUGCAUAUAAAUUGUGGUGGGAAAGAAACCACCAUUGGACGCAUAAAAUAUGAAGGGGAUGAAGACUCAGCUGGUCCGGCGAAAUAUUUUCAUGUGAAACCUAAUUGGGGAUUCAGUAACACUGGUCUUUUUUGGGAUAUUACCAAUACCCCAAAUGACUAUUUAGCAAAUAAUGCAUCCAUACUUGCAAUGGAAAAUUCCCAACUAUACACAAGUGCACGACUAUCUCCUCUUUCAAUCACAUAUUAUGCCCGCUGCCUGGCGAAUGGAAAUUAUAUCGUAAAACUUCACUUCGCAGAGAUAGUAUUCAGAAACAAUAUAUCUUCUUACAGUCUUGGGAGGCGGAUAUUUGAUGUGUAUAUCCAGGAAAAACUGGCAUUGAAAGAUUUUAAUAUUGAAAAUGAAGCACAAGGGCUUGAUAAAGCAGUCAUUAAGAAUUUUACAGCUGUUGUUACAAAUCAAGUUCUGAUGAUUCGGUUUCAUUGGGCUGGGAAAGGGACAACAGCUGCCCCAAAGAGAGGGAUCUGUGGUCCGCUUGUGUCAGCCAUCUCUGUGGAAUCUGAUCGUAGUCCCCCUAUUGAUGGCAAGAUUGUGGUUGGAGCUGUAGUUUCGGUGCUACUCCUCAUUUUUAUGAUUUUAGGCAUUCUUUGGUGGAAGGGCUGUAUGGGAGGGAGGAUAUCAAGGGAAAAAGAGUUAAGAGGAUUAGAUUUGCAAACUGGUUUUUUUACAUAUAAACAAAUAAAAGCUGCCACUAAUAACUUCAAUGCUGCAAAUAAGAUCGGGGAAGGUGGUUUUGGAUCAGUUUACAAGGGUAUACUAUUAGAUGGUACUACAAUUGCAGUUAAGCAACUUUCUUCAAAAUCAAAGCAAGGAAGUCGUGAAUUUGUGACUGAAAUAGGCAUGGUAUCUGGUUUACAACAUCCAAAUCUUGUUAGAUUGUUUGGAUGUUGUAUUGAAAGAGAACAAUUAUUGUUGGUGUAUGAGUAUAUGGAAAACAAUAGCCUUGCACAUGCCUUGUUUGUUUUAGGUCCUACAGGUGGCCGAUUAAAAUUGGACUGGCCUGCAAGGCAUAAAAUAUGUGCUGGCAUAGCAAGAGGUCUGGCUUUCUUACAUGAGGAAUCUACAUUGAAAAUUGUUCAUAGAGACAUCAAAUCUACGAAUAUAUUACUUGAUGGUGACCUUAACCCUAAGAUCUCUGACUUUGGUUUGGCCAAGCUUUAUGAAGAGGAGAAUACCCACAUCAGCACUAGAAUUGCUGGAACCAUGCCAUGGUCUUACAACAAAAAGGGAAUUUGAUGGAGUUGGUGGAUCCAGAAUUGGGGUCUGAGUUCAGUAAAGAAGAGGCAAUUAUAAUGAUUAAAGUAGCUUUAUUAUGCAUUAAUCCAUCAGCGGCACUUAGGCCCACCAUGACUGCCGUAGUGAGCAUGCUUGAAGACGAACAGUUGUUCAAGAAUUGACCAUGGAAGCAAGUAUUUAUGCUAAUGAUGUGAGGUUUGAAUCCUUUAGAGGCCAAUGUCAGACCCUACGAGUAAGCUCAAGUGAAAGUCAGAACCUCCUUCAGUCAUCAAAUGCAAUAUGUAUUGGCUCUUCUUCUACAUCUGCCCAUGAUCUCUAUUCGAUUAAUCUCGACUCUCAGUAAUAUGAGGAGAAUGCUACUUAUCUCUAGCUAUGGUUAAUGAUAAAAUUUAAAAGAACGAGCAGUGUGAUUUUAAUUUCAUCAUGACAACUCUGCAUGGGAUUUGGUUGAAUAUGAGAUAUGGCUAUGCCAAGGGCGCAUUAUGUUAUUUAGAAGCCCAUAGACGGUGUAGUCUACAGCUGUUCAUGAAAAAAAAAAAUGUCUAGAGCUUCUAAAAUGUCUCCCUAUUUUGUUACUUCCUUCCCUUUAAUGAGUUACUAGAUUUAUGUUUCAA
Quercus lobata is the source of this 3291-nucleotide messenger RNA. RefSeq names its product probable leucine-rich repeat receptor-like serine/threonine-protein kinase At3g14840. The transcript has 23 exons. The record is from RefSeq and is a predicted model, not a curated record. Gene Ontology annotation, molecular function: ATP binding; protein binding; protein kinase activity. Lineage: Eukaryota; Viridiplantae; Streptophyta; Magnoliopsida; Fagales; Fagaceae. Gene Ontology annotation, biological process: protein phosphorylation. The coding region runs from base 140 to 2677 and encodes 845 amino acids.